Molecule: messenger RNA, 844 nt
Organism: Durio zibethinus
Lineage: Eukaryota; Viridiplantae; Streptophyta; Magnoliopsida; Malvales; Malvaceae
Molecular function (GO): calcium ion binding
Source: RefSeq, a predicted model, not a curated record
UUUGAACACUUUUCUUUGAAGUUUCGAAAAUUCACAGAUCUUUUUUCUUAAUAUCUUAGAUAAGUCGGUUAAAGACUGGCACACACGGCCUUGACGUCUGCGUUGAAACUUAUCUUUAUCUGUAUAUAAAAUUGGCUUCGGCUGCCACCCAUUCCUGCAAGUUUUAAAUAUCCUUGUUUGUAAUUGUAUGUAUAUAAUAUAACCAAAUCUUUUCCAUAAGAGUUAGAGUUUGAAUCCAAAAGUUUCCUUUCAGCCAAUCAGUGACAGACAGUUUUGUUUCUUGAGGUUACCUGAUCGAUUUGCAGUGUGAAAUAUGAUGAGAAGCGAAGACUAUGAACGAGUUUUCCGUUACUUCGACAAAGAUGGAGAUGGGAAAGUUUCAGCGUCAGAGUUGAGCCAUAGAUUAGGGCAGAUGGGUGGGGAGCUGCUGUUGAAUGAAGCAGAAGUUGUGGUGGAAGAAUUGGACUCGAACGGGGAUGGGUUGUUGGAUUUGGAGGAUUUCAUAGGGUUAAUGGAAGAAGGAGGGGAAGAAGAAAAGCUGAAGGAUUUGAGAGAAGCUUUUGGGAUGUAUGAUGUAGAUGGAUGUGGGUUCAUUACACCUAAAGGACUCAAGAAAAUGCUCAGCAAACUUGGGGAGUCAAAGUCCGUUGAUGAAUGCAAGAUGAUGAUCAAGCAAUUUGACCUCAAUGGAGAUGGCGUUCUCUGCUUUGAGGAGUUCAGAAUAAUGAUGCAGUAAUCCAUGGCUAUGUCUAGCUGUUUCUUUUUUUUUAUUAUUCAUUAUUCUUUGAGACUCAGCAUUCUUUGCAUUGUAUUCUUGUAAUUAUUCAUGAUUGUUUACCAGUUA